Molecule: messenger RNA, 4282 nt
Organism: Sitophilus oryzae (rice weevil)
Lineage: Eukaryota; Metazoa; Arthropoda; Insecta; Coleoptera; Curculionidae
Product: advillin-like
Exons: 20
Coding region: 308-4009 (1233 amino acids)
Biological process (GO): cytoskeleton organization; proton transmembrane transport
Cellular component (GO): membrane
Molecular function (GO): antiporter activity; actin filament binding
Source: RefSeq, a predicted model, not a curated record
GUAUUUACAGGGUGAUUAAACAAAACAGUACAAAAAUAAACAGAACUAAGCACGGCGUCUGUGAAGAUAGACGGUGCAUAUUGUAUAUUUUCAGAUUGUCUGAUGGUAAAAAAGCAAAUAUACUUAACUAUUAGCACCUAGGUAUUUUAUGGCGAGAAGAUAGUAAUUAUUAGCAUAAAUUUAUUUUGUAAACAGUAUUCUGCAGUUUUUUGUAUCAAUAAGACGUAUUUUUUAGUUUAUUUUAAAUCUUAAUAGCAUAUAGUUGAAACUAUUUUAUACUAAGAUUAUAUGUUCAAACAUCAAAGUUAUGGAAGACCCACCUUGGCAACCAAGCUUCUGGCCAACAAUAUGCCCCUACCGUUUCUGUCCAACCUACCAAAAAACUGCCAGAGUAGUGGCCUUGAUACUUAUAGGAUUGGUCACGUGGUACACCCUGUAUAUUACGGUGGGUGAGACGAUGGCUCCACCUAGGGGUCGCCUGUUCCAAAUCAUCCUGGCCAGUGGAUGUUCUAUGCUAGCAGGAUGGCUGGUCAGCUUGACCAAUCUGCCUGGAUUGAUAGGGAUGCUUGUGGUGGGGGUGGUUUUUCAGAAUUGCGGAAUUGUCGAUAUAGAUUCGACUUUUGCGGGGAUAAAUAAGUUCUUAAGAGGUGUGGCUUUACUGAUAAUCCUAGUAAGAGCUGGCUUAGGAUUGGACUUAGGAGCGUUGAAACAGUUGAAAUUUGACGUUGUCAAGUUGGGAUUCUUGCCGUGGUUGGUUGAGACAGCAGCAGUGGGUGUGAUGAGCUACUACUUUUUGUAUAUACCGUGGACUUAUGGUUUUGCUUUGGGAUUUGCUAUAUCGGCAAUAUCACCAGCAGUAACCAUACCAUGCCUACUCAGGCUAAAAGCUGAAGGUUAUGGAGUGGCAAAAGGAAUACCAACCCUAGUAAUGGCUAUAACAACUUUAUCAGACGUUUUCUCUGUAGUCUGUUUUGGAAUUAUACAGAGCUUUAUUUUUUCCACGUCAACAUUUACCAACCUGAUUCUACAAUUACCUGUCUCCAUCUUGGGAGGAAUUGGAUUUGGACUAGUUUGGGGAUAUAUUUGCGGAUAUUGCCCAGAGAGUCAUGAUCCAAUAUCAGCAUCUCUUAGAAUAUUUCUACAAUUUGCUGGAGGUAUUUUGUCAGUAUUCGCCAGUGACGCUGUUGGAUUUGGAGGAGCAGGUCCCCUGGCCUGUGUAGUAGCCCCAUUCGUGUCGGUCCUAUACUGGACCAAGCAAGGCUGGAAACUGGGAGACAACCCUGUAGCUAUUAGCUUCAGAAUCCUCUGGUUCAUAUUCGAACCUGUUUUGUUCGCUAUAACCGGUGCUCAGGUCAGGAUUACUCAGUUGGAUGGGAAUGUCAUGCUUAUAGGUUCUGGAAUAUUAUUGGCUGCAUUAUUUAUAAGGGUAAUAGUAACAAUCAUUUUGGAUUACGGAUCUGCUAUGAACUAUAAGGAAAAAUUAUUUUGUGCAGUAGCCAUGUCUACGAAAGCCACUGUUCAGGAUGAAGGGCAUUGCAAUGGUAUCAACGGCAAUGUUGACAUUGCCUUCAAGAAAAUCAACAAGAACUACACUGAUUUCCUUAUGUGGAAAAUUGAAAACAUGAACGUCGUGGCUCUCACCAAAGAACAGUACGGGACAUUCUAUGAUACAGAAUCGUAUAUAGUCUAUGCAGCAUCCCAAUUUGGACAGCCUUCUGGAAUAGACUCUGUAAAAAGAGAUGUGAAAGGUAAAGCUAUCGAGUACCACGUCCAUUUUUGGCUGGGGAAAAAUACCACUCCAGAAAAAUCAGGUGUAGCUGCCUAUAAAUCUGUGGAAUUGGAUACACUUCUUAAUUGCUCGUCAACACAACAUAGAGAAACUGAAGGCAAUGAGAGUGACAGAUUCUUGAGCUAUUUCAAAAAUGGAUACAAAAUAUUGCAGCCUGAACUGAUCCAAAACAACAACCAAAACGAAGUAAAAUUAUACAGGGUGAGAGGAAAGAACAUUCCAGCUUUGAUACAACUGGAUUGCGUGUCUUGGACACAUUUUAGAAGUUCUGAUGUUUUUAUUGUGCAGACAAGUCAGACUGUUUUUGUAUGGGUCGGUAGGGCAGCCAGUGUUGAAGGCAAAAGACACGCCGCCAAACUCUCUCAAGACUUGAAAGAUCGCCAAAAAAUAUCAAACGUUGUCUUCAUUGAUGAUGGAUAUGAGAAAACCAUUAAUUCUGAUACACUGAAGGAGUUCGGCAAAUACCUACCCUUAGAAAAACGUGUAAUUUUACCCGAAUCUUCGCAAGAAAAUGGAAAAUCUGACAACAACAGAAACAUUUUAAGGCUGUACAAAUGUUCGGAAAAUAGCGGUAAAUAUAGGGUGGCCGAAAUAAAGAGUGGACCGAUGUUUCAAGCGGACCUUACAUCAGAGGAUGUUUUUAUUAUCGAUCAAGAUACCAAAGGUAUAUGGGUCUGGGUUGGAAAAAAAGUAAACGAGAGAGAGAAAAAUGAAGCUUUGAGAAACGCCAGAGGAUUCGUCAAAAAGAAAAAGUACCCUAGUAACACUAGAGUAACCCGCGUCGUAGAAGGCCUUGAACCGGUGGAAUUUAAGAUGCUGUUCAAGUCAUGGAAAACAGAAACUUCAAAUUCCAAAAAUACGAAACUUCCUAUGCUUAUAACAAAGUUUGACCCCAUCACUAUGGAGGACAGACUUAGCCUGGCUGCUGAAACCCAACUGAUCGACGAUGGAACAGGAAGAAUGACACUUUGGAGGAUCAAACACUCAAAAAUCGUGGAGAUUCCGAAAGAAAGGCAUGGGUACUUCUUUUCUGGAGAUUGCUACAUCGCAUUGUAUAGUUACCAAACACACCACGACGAAAAACAUCUCUUGUAUUGCUGGAUAGGAUCCGACGCAUCACAAGACGAGAUCAACAUAACAACAACCAAACUGGACGAAAUAGAUGAAGAACUGGGACAAUUAGGGUUCCAAGCCAGAAUAAUUGAAGGUCACGAGCCAGCACAUUUCCUGCAAUUGUUUAAGGGCAAAUUAACAAUAUUUAAGGGCAACGGAACGGACUUUGAUGAAACGGGAAAGAACCUGAAAAUUCCACACCAAUACCUCCUGAGAGUGUAUGGAUCGACAACUUACAGUGCCAAGGCCGAACAAGUGAAAUUAGAGAGUUCUUCGUUGGACUCGAAUUGCUGCUUUGUCCUGAGGAGGGGCAAGAAGUACUUCGUGUGGUGUGGGAAUUAUUCGACUGGAGAUCAGAGGGAAAUAGCCAAAGGAUUUGCUGGAAAGGAUUUCGAAUUGACUUUGGAAGGCAAAGAAAAAGAAGACUUUUUCAAUCUUCUGGGAGGUCGUAUGUCUUAUUCCACUAGAAUGGUGAGGAAUGAUCAAGACAAAAAACCAGCACGAUUGUUUUUUUGUACACCAAGUCAAACAAAUACAGUUCAAGAAAUCCCAUUCUUCCAACAGAAAGAUCUGCUUCCGGAAAACGUAAUGUUACUCGAUACGGAGGACACCCUGUAUAUAUGGAUUGGUAAGCUGAGCUCCAGGGAAGAACAGAGAUUAAGCAUACAAGCUGCUUUAAAUUAUUUACAAAAUGACCCAUCCAGCAGAGACAUGAAUAUGACAGUAAUCCACAUAAAACAAGGAAAAGAACCACCAACUUUCAAAGGAUUCUUUCCUAAUUGGGAUUCUAAAUUGUGGAAGCAUUAUAAAACGUUUGACAAAAUCAAACAGGAAAUCCAGAUGAAUAAUACCGACCAAAAAACCCACAACGGGCAUAUUAUUCAGCACAAAUCGGAACACAGUGAUUUCGAUCACUACGAAAAGUAUCCUAUUUCGACACUAAAAGAACCUAAUGAUCGUUUACCAUCUAGAGUAGAUCCGCUCAACAAAGAGCUCCAUCUCAGCCACGACGACUUUAUAUCUCUCUUCCAAAUGACGUAUGUCGAGUUCGAGAAGUUACCGCGCUGGAAGCAGCAAGAGAUGAAGAAAAAAGUUGGUUUAUUUUGAAGAUUCUUUCUUAUUUAUUUAUAUUAAUUUAGUAAAUAAUUGGCUUUAACCCCUUCCCCCCCUAAAACUAAAAUAUUAUUUAUACACCUAGUGUGAAAUAAACCUUCCCUAAAAAAAAAGUUCCCAUCAAAAACAGAAUGUAAAAAAAUGCCAAAAGUCUCGCAACACAAUUCUUCCACUCUAUAAAGUUGUGAGGUCUCAUGUAAAAUCAAGUCAGUUUAUUUAGUCUCUCUUUAAGCACCUAUUCAACAAUUUUGUUAUAAUUUGUUAGAG